Molecule: messenger RNA, 3381 nt
Organism: Eimeria mitis
Lineage: Eukaryota; Apicomplexa; Conoidasida; Eucoccidiorida; Eimeriidae
Source: RefSeq, a predicted model, not a curated record
AUGCGCCCUUCCCAGCACCCUCGCCAUUUACAGCAGAUUCAGCCUUUGCCGCAGGAGUCGCUUCUCCAACGCUUGUGUCCUUCGCAGCAACUGCACCAGGUGCAGCCGGUGCAUCCUUACGAGCAACUUCGGUCUUUGCAGCAGCAGCAGCAGGGGCAGCCUCUGCAGUAUAUGCACCCCCUGAAUCCGGCGGGUACUCCGCAUCAGGCGCAGCCUUUGUAUCCGCUGCACAAUUUUCAGCCUCUGCAGCAGGCGCAGCCCUUGCAACAGGUGCAGCCUUUGCAGGAGCUUCGGCAGGUGCAGACUCUGCAGCAGAUGCAGCAGGUGCAGUCUGUACAACGGCUGCAGCAGCUGCAACCUCCGGCCAAGGAGUCAUUGGAGUUUUUGGCAACCAACAUAACUUCACCAAGCAGCUCCGGUGGAGCAGUGGGACGGCCUAGAUUGCAUGCGACGUUUCAUUCUCCCCCGGACGUGAAGAGUGUAGGCGAGUUGGUGCGAGCGAUGCACUUCCUGUUGGAUAUUCUGGAGAAAAGAAGAAGAACGGAGGAGUUCAUGAAACGCACCAAAACUGUUAGCCUCCUAAAUCCCUACAUCCCCGCAAGUGGAGGAACUGAAGAAAAAGGCGAACAUAUCAGUGCUCAACAAAAAGCUGCAACUCCCCUAUCGGAGAGUCAUUCCUGCAAAAGCGAGAGGCCAAGCCUUGAAGAGCCAACAAAAGAAGAAAGUCAAGAUGAAAAUAGCAGGAAGAUAUCUACUUGCGAGGAGGAUAUAAAGCUUUGUCGUGCCGAUAAUGCUGAAUACACGAAAUUACUCAGUGCGUUUCGCCUUGUCCGUGUCAAACUCGUUGAACUCUUACUUGCCUCGGUAGUUGGAGAAACCGCAGCUAAGUUUCAACCGACAAUAAAAAAUUAUCUGAAGGCGUUGAAGCCUCAGGUGCGGCAGCAGCUGCGAGAGCUGAUUAAGCUGCAGAAACUGCCUGCUGAUUAUUACGUCGAAAAGGCAGAAAAAUUCUGCUGCAGGGACUUUUUUAGAUUUCUAUACACCCCUGAUGAGACAUCCACAGACAAAGCCAACAUAGUCAUGUUGCCAGAUGGGAGAUGCACGAAACUAAUCAGGACGGUCACGGGGCAACCGGAACCAACAAGUCCAACCAGUGACAGUUCUGAGGACGAUGACGAAAGCAGGAGGAGGCCCUAUCGACGGCAGCAUCACGAUAUAAAUGCUGAGAAACAGAAGAUAUACAAAGCACCAAACAAGGGAGGAGAUACGGAUAAGCACAAGCCGCCACAGAAACAAAUAGGACAGGGAAGGUCACUAACAUGCUACCAGCAAAGUGACCAGAGCUUAGUUGUUCCACCUCCCCUCCUCUCGCAAGGCAACAACUCGUAUAUCCAGCCAGCCCGGCAGGAGUAUUUGCCUUUCCCGCCUUUGCCGAUCAGCCUCCUCCCAACUCUACAGCCAAACCAUCUGCAGCGAACUUGCGACCAAAACAGCAGCAGCGAAUGCGGUUCUCCUGCUGUUCCUCCUUCUUCGAUCAAGGGGUGUUCUCACGAGAAGGCGAACAACGAAGAGCUUCUGCCGGACCUGCAGGGACCAGACCUCCUACCUAGCCAAUUGUGGCCGUCAGCAACGCUCCUCCAGAAGCCAGCAGCACAGCACAAUGAUGCAGGAGAUAGCCCCAACACCAUCACGACAGCUGUGUCGCUAGAUUGCCAGCAGCAAGAAUCGCCAAACACAGAUGAUCCAGCGAUAUUGUUACCCCCUAUUAGCCCCGGCGAAAAUAUGCGAGGCGAACAAAUGCAGACGCCUCUACGGUCACCUUUGUUCACUGAAGCCUCCUCGGUUUUCUCAGCUACGGCGCCUGCAGAACCGCCAGCCUACGAGCUGCAGCAAAAGCAGCGGCAGCAGCAACAACGAAAUCAACUUAUCCUUACACCAGCGACAGACCCUCCUCGGUUUUCUCAGCUACGGGGCCUGCAGAACCGCCAGCGUACGAGCUGCAGCAAAAGCAGCGGCAGCAGCAACAACGAAAUCAACUUAUCCUUACACCAGCGACAGAUGACAGAUCUCGGGAACACUCAGCUACAGAGAGAUGGGGGGGCGCACCGAACGGCGGCAACUCCGCGCACUCUUCAUAACACCCGCACAGCAGGGAAGCCUCAAGGCAGCCCUCAAAGCCGUCCAAAGAUAGUGAGGAUCCGCAGGGGAAAGAAACCGAGGCAGCAACUGCAUCAACCACAGCAGCGACAACAGCAGCGACAACAGCACUAUACGCCGCAACAGCAACAGCAACAGUACCGUGCACAUCAACAGCUGCAGCAACAGUACCAUAUGCGGCAGUACCAGCGGCAACAGCGUAAUGCGCAGCAGCACCAGCUGCAACAGUACCCUAUGCUGCAUCAGCGUCAACAGCAGCACCCGCGGCAGCAACAGCCAUUGCCACCCCGUCUGCAAGCGCACCUGCACGAUACCCAGUUGAAUGUUUCCAAGCAUACAUGGCAGCAGCAGCAGCAGCAGCAGCAACAGCAACAGCAGCAACAACAGCAGCAGCAACCCGCUGAACUUGCUGCGCCUGAGUUGUUCCGUAGUCGCCGUUGGCUGGGCAACAAUGACCUCCGCUGGCAGCAGCAGCAACAUACAGCUGCUGCAGCUGAACAAGCAUCAAACGCAACACACAAAGCUCCAGCAAAAGCAGCAGCAGCAGCUGGGACGGAAGAAGUGCCCGUAGCGUCCCCAGCGCGGGCUGCAACAGCAGCAGCAACAGCAGCAGCAGCAGCAGCAGAAACAGAGGCAGCAGCAGCGCCUGCCGCCCCCAAAGAGGUGGUUGCAGAUACUCCACAGUCUGUCUCGAAGCACAACAAGGCCACCACUAACUGUCUUGACAUCAGAGGCUGCAGCUACGGUAGCAGCAGCUGCAGCAGCAGCAGCAGCAGCAGAUGCUGCAACAAUGGCAGCUGCAGCAGCAGUAUUACAGAGCAGCAGAUCGACCAGAAGAGAGCGCGGCUGUUCUCUCGCCCGGAAGUUUUGACUGCACAGGAGGUGUAUGCUGCUGUGAGGUGUAUAACUGACCCUGAGCAUCCAUACACCCUAGAGGAGCUGAUGGUGGUGCUUCCAGAGUAUGUUAAGGCAACACUAAUAGGUUUGCUGCUGCUUGUGAAGGCGCAGCGUGCAGCAGCAGCAGCAGCAGCAACAGCAGCAGCAGCAAUUCAGGUUUCUAUAAUACCGGGCUCGCAUGCUUCUGCUGCUUCCAUAAACAAACAACUCAACGACAAAGAAAGGGUCAGAGCUGCAGCAGCAAACCCUUCGCUCAAACAAAUGAUAGACAGUGGGCUGAAGGAUACAGAUGUCUGGGCAGACGUACGAGACCUCUUGCGGUGUUGA